Messenger RNA from Conger conger (European conger), 2236 nucleotides. It is a transcript of the gene rsad1, whose product is annotated as radical S-adenosyl methionine domain containing 1. Gene Ontology annotation, molecular function: 4 iron, 4 sulfur cluster binding; coproporphyrinogen oxidase activity. Lineage: Eukaryota; Metazoa; Chordata; Actinopteri; Anguilliformes; Congridae. Bases 400 to 1767 code for a protein of 455 amino acids. The record is from RefSeq and is a predicted model, not a curated record. Gene Ontology annotation, biological process: porphyrin-containing compound biosynthetic process. Gene Ontology annotation, cellular component: cytoplasm. The transcript is spliced from 9 exons.
GCAAAGAGUUUACAUGGGUUAGCUCAUCUGGCUGUGGACGCAACCAGAAAUACUUUAAUGCUAAAACUGUCUGACAAAACUGAGCAUCUGGGAUGGAAAUCAUUCUAUUGGCGUUUCAUUACAAAUGAAAUUAUGUACUAGUGUAGCUAUAUAAAAAGCAGAAAAUGCUCAAAUGGAAGGUCAGAAGCAUUCAAAUGACUACUACGAGUUUGCGCCCAGAUGUAUAAUAUUCGUGCUGAAUUAUGUUAUCCAACUUUUACGAAAUUCUUAAAUUUUGACAAAGAAACAUAACUACCGCUGUAUUUCAGAUUGUUUACGCUAUUUUAUUUUACUCUUGAAAACACUUAGCCUUUUGUGAACUGUCCGCGACUGUCCAGUAGAUGGUAACACACGACAGAGAUGCGACUAGCAGCAGCACCAGGAGCAGUACGCAAAUGUCUGCCAGGUUUAGCCCGAUUAUGCCGCUUGUCUACAGUUAUGUAUCGGGAAAUCUGUCGGCUACCUGGAGAGGAUAUCCAAAAAAAAUCUGAACUACACUCCAAAGAGGCCACACUCUACGUACACUGGCCAUAUUGUCUAAGACGCUGCUCCUAUUGCAACUUCAACAAGUACAUCUCCCGAUCUGUCAAUCAUGUUGACAUGGCGACAUGUCUGCAGCGGGAGACGGAGACACUGCUGAGACUUAGCCAGGUGUCCAGUGUUGCCUCUGUGUUUUUUGGGGGAGGAACUCCCAGCCUGGCUCCGCCCUCAACCAUUGCUGCCGUCUUGGAGACCGUUGCUAAGCACGCUGGUCUCCGGGCAGAUGCUGAGGUGACGCUAGAGGUCAACCCCACCCCUUUCGGCAUGGCCAAGCUGGCCGACUUCCGUCAUGCUGGGGUCAACCGAUACUCCGUGGGAGUGCAAUCACUGCAUGACGAGGACCUGAGGGUGCUGGGGAGGGACCACGAUUCCCAACAUGCCUUGCGCACAGUGGAGGAGGCGCGGCGAUUGUGCCCGGGGCGCGUGUCUGUUGAUGUCAUCUUUGGGCGCCCAGGACAAAGCCUGGACCACUGGGAGGCUGAGCUGGAGGAGCUGCUAUUGGUCUGUGAUGAUCAUGUGUCUCUGUAUCAGCUCACUCUGGAGAGGGGCACACAUCUGUUCAAGCAAGUGCAGGCAGGCCAGCUGAGCCUGCCGGGGGAUGAGGUCAUGGCCCGAAUGUACGAGUCAGCGCGGAGGAUUCUGCAAGAAAGAGGUUUCCUGCAAUAUGAGGUGUCCAACUUUGCCAGAAAUGGAGCGGUUAGUUCACACAACCUUGCUUACUGGAGGGCAGGGGAAUUCCUUGGUGUGGGACCAGGAGCGCACGGUCGCUUUGUUCCCCGGGAGAAGGGUGGGGUUUUCAGGGAGGCUCGGACUCAGACCCUGGAGCCAGACGUUUGGAUGUCGGAGGUGAAGCGCUGGGGCCACGCAACCCGUAGAAGGGUGGAGCUUGGACAUGUGGAGCUGUUGGAAGAAGUGUUGGUUAUGGGCCUGCGUCUGACAGAGGGGAUAUCUCACCAGCACUGGGGCCUGUUCAGUCCUGGAUUGGAUCUCCAGCAGGUGGUGGGGGAGAGUACAGAGGUAAAGGAGUUGCAGGAGCAGGGACUGCUCAUCUUAGACCACAGAGGUCUGCGCUGUUCCUGGGAGGGGCUGGCUGUUCUGGACAGUCUGCUGCCCCCCCUGCUCCUGGGGUUGCAGGCACAUGGUCACACCGCAGGGUUGCGAGGGGAGCAUACCACAGGGUUAGAGUGAGGUUUGGGUGGUGGGAGUGUAAGUAGAGGAACACACCUAAAGACCACCUCAGAGGGUGGGAAAUGAACAGGCCAGCGUGUGGCGUUUGCCCAGCACCCCCAGCCAGGGCUGUCAUCGCAGUCCCCUACAGUGUCUCCAUGCGCGGUGAGACUCAUGCCUCGGCCCCCUUGUGUCUGUGGCCGGGCCAUGCGCGCCAGACUCCAUGCGUGCCAGACUCCAUGCGUACCAGACUCCAUGCGUGCCAGACUCCAUGUGUACCGGCAUGGGAACACCUGCCCAGAGGUGCCAUAUGGGUUGGCGGGGUUCGCCUCGUUCCGAAAAACCCGCAACACCCUGGGGCGCAAGGUAAACUACUAAACCCAUUGUUCAGAUGGAUUGAUGGUUGUGAACUAUUUUUGGCAUGUUUUAUAUAUUUUAUAAGUAUAACUUCAACUGUAUACAUAUAAAAAGGGAAGUAAACUAUGGAUGU